AUGCGGACGAUGCUGUCCGUAAUUUAUCUGAAGAUUUCAGGGCUGAUGAUGGCGCGCCUACAGGCAGUAUCAACCGCCCUCAGAACCCUGUGUUCGGAUAUCCUCGUCGAGCUUGAGAAACCUCUCUCCACGAUGAUAUCUCAACCUUCUACAACAUCAGACUCCCUGCUAGCUAACGGCUACACGCACACGCAGACCCAUCAUCUAGACUGCACCACCGUCAAGGGCGAAUACCACGCCUUCCUGUCCUCCACGGUCAAGUUCCUGUACGCCGUACAGGAGAGACAACAGCUCUGGGGCUGGGGCACGGAGAGUGGUGUUUAUGAGGGUGUCAGCUGGAUGCAGGCGCUCUGGGCGAGUCGGAAACCUAACUCCCAGCAUCUCAGUUUCAUCGAGCAGCAGAUGAGCUGCUAUGCCGACACGGGCUGCUUCGGGAAGAAGAGUAGGGAGGUGCUGAGGAGGGAUGUGGAGGUUGUGGAGUACCUUAAUGACUUGAUGGAUAUGUUUGUGUGA
This is a messenger RNA of Drepanopeziza brunnea f. sp. 'multigermtubi' MB_m1, 513 nucleotides long. NCBI's taxonomy places the organism in Eukaryota, Fungi, Ascomycota, Leotiomycetes, Helotiales, Drepanopezizaceae. The record is from RefSeq and is a predicted model, not a curated record.